AUGUUCCAAGCCAAAUUAGAAGAAGGAAUUUUAUUUAAAAAAAUAGUAGAUUCAAUAAAAGACUUAGUAAAGCAAGUAAAUAUAGAUGCUAAUCCUAAUGGCUUAUCAAUGUAAGCAAUGGACUCUGCUCAUGUAGCUUUAGUAUCUUUAAAAUUAAACGAAAACGGUUUCAAAGACUAUAGAUGUGACCGUCCUUUAACAUUAGGACUUUCAAUUGAAAAUCUAUCUAAAAUAUUAAAAUGUGCAGGUGGAGAUGAUAUUAUAACUUUAUAAACUGAUGAAGAAGAACCUUCUACAUUAAGAUUUUUAUUCGAAAAUCCUUAGGCAACAAAAAUUUCUGAAUUUUCUUUGAAUUUAUUAAGUUUGGAUUCUGAAGCUUUGGGAAUACCUGAAACUGAAUAUUCCUCUACAAUUGAAAUGCCUUCUUCUGAAUUUUCAAGAAUUUGUAAAGAACUUAGUUCCAUUUCUGAAACUGUUGAAAUUGAAACUUCAAAAGAAACUGCUAAAUUUAGCGUUUCUGGAGAUAUUGGUAACGGUUCAAUUACUAUUAAACAUAAUGAAGGAGAAAAGGAAGGGGAAAAAGUAUGCCUUAAUGUUGAUUAACCUGUAAAAUUAACAUUCGCUCUAAGAUAUUUAAAUAUGUUUAAUAAAGCUAUGUCUUUAAGUAACUAAGUUAGUUUAAAUAUGUCUGAAGAAAAUCCAUUGAUGGUAGAAUAUAAAAUAGGAAGACUUGGGACUUUAAGAUUCUAUUUAGCUCCUAAAAUUAAUGAUGAAGAAAAUUGA
This is a messenger RNA of Ichthyophthirius multifiliis, 783 nucleotides long. RefSeq names its product proliferating cell nuclear antigen, putative. Gene Ontology annotation, cellular component: PCNA complex. Gene Ontology annotation, biological process: regulation of DNA replication; leading strand elongation; mismatch repair. Gene Ontology annotation, molecular function: DNA polymerase processivity factor activity; DNA binding. The transcript has 2 exons. The record is from RefSeq and is a predicted model, not a curated record. Lineage: Eukaryota; Ciliophora; Oligohymenophorea; Hymenostomatida.